UGUUACCUGUAUUUCAGUGCAGGUACUCAGAGUGAACAAAACCCUUCUGCACAAUAUUUAGUUUGGACUUGUGCUUUUGAAACACAUGACACUUCUUAAAAGGCCCUUCUCAGUCUGAGUAAAUCCUGGUUAGUUUGUUGUGGGGGGUUGGUUUGACUCAACCCCAUGAUCGGAGUCAGGUGAUGGAAUUGGGAAGAAAAACUAAAAAAGGGACAAAUUGUUAGCUGUAGGAGCUUAGCAGCUGCUCUCCCUUAGUGAGGAGCUGUGACCCACUUAGAAAAUGGGUUCCUGUCCCAGGUCUCUGCUCUGGAGUUUAGGUGCAGCUUGUUUGAUGGGUAUUGUUGUUGGACAAACGACCACUGCCCAGGUCUCUGCGGAAUCACCAGUGGUAUCUGCUGGUUUUUCGUCAGCUGCUCCAAAUGCAACCAUUGUCGGGGUCUCUACGGUAUCAACUGCAGCUGUAACAGUAACAGCUGAAGUGCUGUCAACCACUGCAAACCCCACGGUGUCAUCUGGCACAACAGUAUCUGCUGAGGUUUCGUCCACCACCCAAACUGCAAGAGUGUCCACUAUUCCAAAUAGGACCACUGUUCAGGUUUCUCCAGGACCAACAUCAGCUGUGACAGCGUCGGCUGGGGUAACAUCAGCUACCCCCUAUGGCACAGUACCUACCAGCAUGCUGUCUACUGCUCCAAACAGGACAGCAUCUGUUGGGGUUCCAUCAGCCACUCCAUUCGUAACCACCAUGGAGUCCACAAACUGCAGUGCAGUGAACACAACAGCCUGUACAGCUUGUUCACCAGGAACGUUUCCCAGCAAUGAGACAUUGGGCUGUGUCUGCUGCUCAGAGGGCUUCUGCGCAGACCCUAUUGCUUGCAUACCCUGUCCAGUGGGUCACUAUCAGCCUCUAGCUGGACAACUGUCAUGUCUGCUUUGCCCACAAGGAUAUUACACUAAUUUAAUGAAAAGUGUUGUAUGCCUGCCCUGUCAGCCUGGCUCUUAUUCCAAUGAGUCUGGGGCACCAGCUUGCAGACCAUGUGGAAAAGGGCAUUUCAGCUUCCAGAAAAAUUCAGCAUUCUGCAUGCCGUGUCCACGUGGAUCAUUUUGCAAUACUACCAACUGCAGCAAUUGUACAAUUUGCCCCACUGGAGAAGAGGCCCUUACAGAAGCAUCUGAAGAAUGUGCACCUUGUCUGCCAGGUACAUAUAAAGGCCCCAGCAACAGCAAAUGUGAAAUCUGCAAUACAGGAGAAUACCAAGUAGGAAGAGGCAAGGAGAGCUGUGACAAAUGCCCAGAAAAUUAUUACUGUCCUAGUCCAGAUGUGAACCCAAUUGCGUGUCCUUCUAAUGCCUUCUGCCCAGCUGGGAGCACUCAACCACAAUAUUGUAUGGAAACAUUUCUUUAUAAGGCAGGAAACUCUUGUGAACUGGCUCCUCUAACCAUUGUAUUACUAGCCGUUUCUUCAGCAGGUGGAGUCCUUCUUUUGUCUGUAAUAAUUCUGAAACAAAGGCAAGAAAAUGGCAGGAAAACUUUAAAAUCUCCAUUACUUUCAAAAGGAGCGAGGCCACACACAACUUAUGGUGUGACUGGGCGCACAGAACCAGUUUAUGCUGGCUGGUAGUUAGCUAGGAUUGUACAGAGUUGUAAAAAUCACAAGCCUUUUCUCAGUUUCUAUUCUCAUGUCUGGUGAUUUGAUAGAUGUGAAUUUAGGACUGUGUCUGGGCAGAAUGUAAGACAUUAUUAAUCUAUGGGGAUUUGUUUGUGUAGCCAAAACAUUUAAUUGUACCAAUGAGUGAACAAAAAUGAAACUUAGAAAGUGAUUUGAUUUGUGCAGAUCUGGCUUAAUUCAAGAAUAAGAAGGUGCAUCCUUACACAUUAUCACUCCCACCUCCAAGGGACAAAAUUGUGUGUCAUGGCAAUCCUCUCAAUUUCAACAACAGACAAUACUGUGAGUGAGUAACGGUAGCAUCAUAUAACAUAGCCUCGUUACAGUAUGCUAGCUA
This is a messenger RNA of Chelonoidis abingdonii (Abingdon island giant tortoise), 2003 nucleotides long. RefSeq lists its product as uncharacterized. Gene Ontology annotation, molecular function: protein binding. The record is from RefSeq and is a predicted model, not a curated record. NCBI's taxonomy places the organism in Eukaryota, Metazoa, Chordata, Testudines, Testudinidae.